AUGGCUCUCAGAAACUUCACCACCUUGCCCAACAGUAACUUCAUUGGACAGACCAAUCUCCCCGAUGCCUCCCCUCCUAGUGGCACCUCUGUGCCCCCCAGUACGGGCUCUUUGUCGGAUCUUUAUCGAGAACACAAAUUUGAGCGUCAAAAGGGGAAAAUCUACCACCAGGCACUGCGCAAAAUCGAGAUUCAAGAGUGGAUCGACGAUUGGGUCGAUUUGAUCAUCGAUGGCGUUGAGUCUGUCUUUGUGUUCGACUCGGGGCCCAACAGGAACGGUUACAAUGUCCGGUUUUCGCCUGACGUUGAAAUUAUUCCCCAGAUGAGCUGGUACUGUGUUGCCAUGCGACGACUGCAAACAGACCUGCGAAAUCUACAUCGUGAGGUCAUGAAAAUGGAAGCAAUGAAAAAGAAGAAAGUUCGAUUUGCGAAUGACACUUACUUUUAUUGA
Molecule: messenger RNA, 450 nt
Organism: Yarrowia lipolytica CLIB122
Lineage: Eukaryota; Fungi; Ascomycota; Dipodascomycetes; Dipodascales
Source: RefSeq, a predicted model, not a curated record